GCUAUUUAGAUGCAUAUUUUUGAAUCAGAAACGGUUACGCGCUCGCGUGUGAGGAGGUCUGCAGAGUCAAACAUUCCUUUUUAAAAUACAAAUAAACAAGCGGAAAGCCUCGUAUUGGGGUUCUAGGAUGAGGAAGAGUGAGGUGAUUGCUGCAGAAUCAGUGGCAUGUCUGAAUAAAGCUCUCUGCCAUCUGAAGGAUAUAUGGGAGGAAAUUGGCAUCCCCGAGGAUCAGCGUUUAGAAAGAACAAAUGUGGUUAAGAAUCAUAUCAAAGGUCUUCUGGACAUGAUGAUUGCAGAGGAAGAGAGUCUGCGUAAACGUCUGAUGACCAGUAUUGACAUGUGUCACAAAGAGCUGAGUAAAUUGUGCUCGGAACUGCAGCUUCCCCCAUUUCAGGAGGAUAGGAGUAGCACUGUGCUCCAACAGGAAAAAGACCUCCGGACCCGUGUUGAAGUGAUGUUAAAAGAGAAAAAUCAGAGAAUGCAGGCACUCAAAGCCUUAACCGAACAGGAUCAGGAUCUCUGUGACCUUCUCUGCUCACAGCCGUUUUCUAUCUCUGACAGUGCAGUUCCUUCUCUGGAACAGCUGGAGAAUUUCCGUCAGCACAUCUCCUGUCUCACUGCUGAGAAAGUGCAAAGACAUAAGGAAUUUAUCACAUUGAAGAAGAAGAUAAUACUUUGCAUGGAUGAUCUGGAUCAGUUGCCUGAAACAAGUUUUGAAAAGGAUGUUGUAUGUGAAGAUGAGGAGAGUUUUUGCCUGUCUAAAGAAAACAUCGAUUCACUCAAAGUCCUUCUUCAUCAGUUGGAGAGCAGAAAGGCUGAGAAUGAACUUGUCUGUGGCUCUUAUCGGGAGAAGAUCCAGGAACUGUGGGAAAGGCUGCAGAUUCCACAGGAAGAGCGUGAUGCAUUUUCUGAACACAUGACCCUGUCAAAGAAAACGAAUAUGGAAGCUUUACUAGCAGAGGUUCAACGUCUUGAAGAACUGAAGCUCAAAAAUAUGCAAAAUGUUACUGAGGCCAUUCGAAAGGAGAUUGCUGUGCUCUGGGAUAAGUGCUUUUAUAGUGCUGACCAGCGGCAAGCGUUUGUGCCUUAUUAUGUUGAUGAUUUUAGUGAGGAACUCCUGAGCUUACAUGAUGAAGAAAAUGUGCGAUUAAAACAGUAUUACGAGGAUCAUAAAGAACUCUUUGAAGGUGUUCACAAAUGGGAUGAGAACUGGAGACUUUUCUUAGAGCUUGAAGAAAAGGCCAAAGAUCCAUCCAGAUUCACCAACAGAGGAGGAAACCUUCUAAAGGAGGAGAAACAACGGGCAGAUCUGGUCAAAGGUCUCCCCAAGCUUGAGAAGAAACUGAAGGCUGAGAUUGAACAGUGGGAACAUGAGCAGAACAGAGAGUUCCUGGUGAAUGGUCAGAAGUUCAUGCAGUUUGUUACUGAUCAAUGGGAAUCGUACCGGCAGGAGAAGGAGCGGGAGAAGCAGGAGCGGCAACUAAAGAAGAGUAAGCAGACAGAGGAAGACAUGGUCUAUGGCACUGUGGUCCGGUCACCAACUAAACGAAGAUUUCUGGGCAGCACAACACCUUGCAAAGCUCGAAAGUUAAAUGCAACCUCCAGUACUGGCACUUCUAACAGCACGAUCCGAUCUGUCUUUGGUGGUACCGUCUGUAAUUCUCCUAUAUCACGCCCUCCGAUAUCUGGUAGCAAGCAGGGUAAUGUGGUGAGGACUCCAGGCAAAAGCAAACCUCCUCAUCAAGGUUUGCUAGAACGCAAUAAGGAAAAUUUCUGUCAUCUACCUGGCGGUGGGGCUGGGCUGAUGAAGGUGCCAUCUAGUCCACAGCGUAACUUCAGCAUUAACUCCGUUGCAAGCACCUAUUCAGAAUUUCAGCGAGACCUCUCCAAGUCAUCUAAAUCAAAACACGUGCCUGAAAUCCUGAACUCAACCAUCAUUCAACUUUAACUCUACUGCAUGUAACACUUUGUGCUUUUAGGACUGGGAUCUUUACAUGAUGCUUGUGGGUUCUUGUUAUGUUUAGCUAUAGCUAUGCAUUUUAUAUGUAAAUGAAGGUAAUAUAUAUUUAAAAGUUUUUGAGGGAUUCUACAUGCAUGUUCACUUUAACACUAGAACAAGCCCUGCUUUAUUUGUACUUGUACUUUUAACAAAUGAAUGUACAUUUUAAUGUUACAACUGGUCCGCUGUCUCAAACCAAUUAAGACAAAAAAUGACAUACUUUAUAGUUCUUUUUCAGUAUUAGCUACUUUUUCAAAAUCACAGUUUUUAUGCUUUUGAAUGUUUUGCACAAUGUAAAAAAAUUCUUUAUUGCAUUUUUUAUAGUAUUGCACAAUUUACUACAUAAAGAUUCUUAUUUGAAUA
Messenger RNA from Pimephales promelas (fathead minnow), 2362 nucleotides. RefSeq names its product protein regulator of cytokinesis 1b (gene prc1b). The record is from RefSeq and is a predicted model, not a curated record. Gene Ontology annotation, molecular function: microtubule binding. Gene Ontology annotation, biological process: mitotic spindle midzone assembly; microtubule cytoskeleton organization. NCBI's taxonomy places the organism in Eukaryota, Metazoa, Chordata, Actinopteri, Cypriniformes, Leuciscidae. Gene Ontology annotation, cellular component: mitotic spindle midzone; spindle; cytoplasm.